Molecule: messenger RNA, 729 nt
Organism: Orbilia oligospora ATCC 24927
Lineage: Eukaryota; Fungi; Ascomycota; Orbiliomycetes; Orbiliales; Orbiliaceae
Exons: 6
Coding region: 1-729 (242 amino acids)
Biological process (GO): chromatin remodeling; regulation of transcription by RNA polymerase II
Cellular component (GO): NuA4 histone acetyltransferase complex; Swr1 complex
Molecular function (GO): histone binding
Source: RefSeq, a predicted model, not a curated record
AUGCCUGUCCAGGUCAAACGAAAAGUUAGGUUGACGACUACCCAGUCCGUCUUGGAUGGGGCCAAACCCGUCGCCGAAGGGUUCCCAAUGCGAGAAUGGGCUAUUGUCAUCCAUCUCCUUGAUGAGAAGGGGAAUGAAGUCCCUGCCAACUGCUUCGACAAGGUCACAUACAAGUUGCAUCCAACUUUCCAAAACCCAAACAGAGUUAUCAAGCGACCCCCAUUCAAGCUUUCGGAGCAAGGAUGGGGUGAAUUCGACAUGGAGAUCGUACUCCACAGCGCUGACAAAGGCGGUGACCACACUAUUAAGCAUGAUUUGCACUUCCAGCAGCCGAAGUAUGAUAUUACUACUACCAUAACCUUCAACAAUCCAAAGCCUGGUUUGUUGAAACUUCUGCAAGCAUCUGGACCUGUUCCUGGCUUUGAUGGUUUGGGUGAAGCUGAGCCGCCAACCAGAAAGUCGCAGAAGGCGGCCCCUGAGGAGAAAUCUAGCAAGAAAGCCAGUCGCAGCAUGAAGAAUAUUGACAUGGAGAAGCUAGCCGAUGGUUUGCCAAAACUAGAGGAAGAUGAUCUUUUGAAGGUUGUCCAGAUGGUUCAUGAACAUAAAACGCCUGACACCUACAUCAAGAAUGAUGUCGAGCAGGGCGAAUUUCAUGUCGAUCUGUACACUCUUCCAGAUCAUCUUAUCAAGAGUCUGUGGCAAUUUAUGACUUCUAAGAUUGAUGUUUAG